Messenger RNA from Melampsora larici-populina 98AG31, 1968 nucleotides. RefSeq lists its product as uncharacterized. Gene Ontology annotation, biological process: transmembrane transport; carbohydrate transport. Lineage: Eukaryota; Fungi; Basidiomycota; Pucciniomycetes; Pucciniales; Melampsoraceae. The record is from RefSeq and is a predicted model, not a curated record. The transcript is spliced from 15 exons. Gene Ontology annotation, molecular function: carbohydrate:proton symporter activity. Bases 1 to 1641 code for a protein of 546 amino acids. Gene Ontology annotation, cellular component: membrane.
AUGGGUGGCCGCGAACGCACUCAGCCGUAUUUCGGUCUUUCCGGCCCACGACUCAAUCAAGCCAUCGCUACCCUAUCUGGCAUGGGAUUUUUAUUAUUUGGAUAUGAUCAAGGUGUGAUGGGUGGUUUGUUAACCUUGCCCACCUUUGUGGAGGUCUUCCCCGAAAUCGACACUAUCUCAUCGCACCUUACCACUGCUCAGAAAAAUUCAAACUCCACUCUACAAGGUGCUGCAGUAGCCCUUUACGAGAUUGGUUGCAUGAUGGGAGCGAUCUCUUGUGUCUACGUUGGUGACAAGUUUGGUCGACGGAAAGUAAUCUUUGCGGGAGCCGCAGUCAUGGUGAUCGGGACAAUUCUUCAGGCGUCUGCAUUUGGUUUGGCGCAACUCAUAGUGGGAAGAAUUGUCACUGGGUAUGGAAAUGGCUUCAUUACUGCUAGCGUACCAGUUUGGCAAUCGGAAUGCUCAAAAGCUCACGAGCGUGGAAAACUAGUCAUGUUAGAGGGUACUUUGAUCACUGCAGGAAUCAUGAUCAGUUAUUGGGUCGAUUUUGGAUUGUACUUUGCUAGCCACUCCUCAGUAUCUUGGAGAUUUCCAAUUGCUUUCCAAGUCGUCUUUGCACUCAUUAUCAUGGCCACAGUUCUUUCUUUACCUGAAUCUCCUAGAUGGUUGAUCAAAAAAGGAAUGAUCGAUGAAGCUCGAUCUGUUCUGGCAUCAUUGGAUGGACUUAGUGACCCACAUCACCACACAGUCAACAAGGUGAUCACGGAUGUUCAAAAGUCUUUGACCACUGAUGAUCAAGCCAAAUCUUCAAGCGCACGAAAUAUGUUCAAGAUGGGAAAAACGCGCAAUUUUCACCGAGCUUUAUUGGCUUUCAUGAGCCAAUGUUUUCAACAAAUCAGUGGAAUCAAUUUGAUCACUUAUUAUGCUGCUACUAUCUACGAAAAUUAUCUGCACUUGAGCCCAGUGUUAUCCCGAGUAUUGGCCGCUUGUACUGGGACGGAAUUCUUCAUGGCUUCUUGGAUUGCGGUGUAUACGAUCGAGCGAUGCGGUCGACGAAAAUUAAUGUUGAUCGGUGCAGUGGGUAUGGCUUUGAGUAUGGGUGUCUUGGCCUUCGCCGCAUGGGCCAUCGAUCCACAUGAGGGAAUCAAUAGCAGCGCUGCUGCGAUUGUUGCUACCGUCUUCCUAUUUGUCUUCAAUACAUUUUUCGCUAUCGGAUGGCUUGGUAUGAGUUGGUUGUAUCCUGCCGAGGUCGUACCACUUGAAAUUCGUGCCGCUGCUACUGGUGUCAGUACCGCAUCUAAUUGGAUCUUCAACUUCCUCAUCGUUCUCAUUACGCCUGUCGCCUUCCAACACAUUGGCUGGAAAACAUAUAUCAUCUUUGCAGCAAUCAACAGCUUCAUUGUUCCAAGUGUUUAUUUCUUCUUUCCUGAAACUGCUUAUCGAUCCCUAGAAGAGAUUGACGCUAUCUUUCAAAAAUCAGGUUGGUUAAGUGUUGUGUAUAAUGCUAGACCAAGUGUGACCCCAUUAGCUAUGUUAUCUACCUCAUCCCAUAUGGAUGACAUUGAUACUACAUUGGCUCCACAAGAUACUGAAAACGAAAAAGGAAUAGACACCCCAAUAGACUCCAUCUUGAAGCUUUGAUUUAUCAAGUCUUCACUUCUACUUACAUGAAUUUCGGUAAUCUUACAACGCUUCACACAUCUAGUCAUUCACUUGAAUCUUUUAUUUCUCUUCCACACCGGCUGUAUAGAUAUGUAAACUAUUCAUUUUUCAAUUUCUUUUAAUCUUCUGUCAUAAAUUUUCUUCAUUUCCAUCUCUCUCCACAAAUUCAUUCACUUCUUUUUCUCUUCACUUUAUACCUUUCGACUCUGGAUUCAACAGAGGCUUCAAGCAUUGUAUCUUUUCUUUUUCUAAAAUACUACUGUAACUCGAAUUCAAAAUCACAAUUGACACUCCUUUUUCAUGUGU